Molecule: messenger RNA, 3905 nt
Organism: Phacochoerus africanus (Common warthog)
Lineage: Eukaryota; Metazoa; Chordata; Mammalia; Artiodactyla; Suidae
Gene: CATSPERT
Product: C2 calcium dependent domain containing 6
Exons: 2
Coding region: 58-3837 (1259 amino acids)
Source: RefSeq, a predicted model, not a curated record
CAGAAAUUCAACAUCAAGAACGGUUUUGAUCCUUUUCUAAGGAAUAUAAACAACAAAAUGUCAGUCAGAAAAAGGAAAGACCAAGAUAUGUUCAAAUGUGGAACUAUUUUAAGUGCAGAGGUGAUAGAGCAUGAAGACCAAGACCCUCCUUACCCAAUACAUUCAAAAACUUCAAGACCUGCAGAUAAAAUCAGGCCCCAUAAUCUUGAUAUCACCUCAAUAAAGACUUCAGACACCAAUAAUAAGUUAGCCAGUGAUCCUGGUAUCACCACAGUAAAGACUUCAGAUCCUAAGAAUAAAUUAGCUGGUGAUCCAAGUAUCAUCACAAUAAAAGCUUUAGACUCUAAUAAUAAUUUAGCCCAUCAUCCUGGUAUCGCCACAGUAAAGGCUUUAGAUAAUAAGAAUAAGUUAAAGGAAAGACUACCAAAUGUAUCUCUACCAAACUUUGAAGGAGAACCAUCAAUGACUGGACAAGUAAACAUCAAUAGAUGUCGCCUCUCAAAAUCAUUAAGUCUUACCUCCCACAUAGAAAAGUUAAAACAAUCAAUGGUGCUCAAGUCAAUUUUGAGUAAAAAUCUGCAAGACCUUUCUGAUAGAUUAUUUUCUACAUCAGACAUUGCUGUGGACACUGAAGCAAGAAAGAAAUGUCAUAGUUCUCCACUUCUGAGUGUUCAUGAUAAACGACCAAGUAGUUUGGAAGGCAAAGUAUUUGAAAAAAAUCAAGAUAUAAAUAGAUGGCUUUCAGAAGGAGGCAUUUUAAAUUCAAACUCUCUUUUAAGUCAAAUAAUUAAGGAUAUUACCGUAGAUUCACUUUCAGAAGGUGGAACAGGGAAUUCUCCAGAGGUGAAAGAGGAACUUGUUUCUGAAAAACAUUCAGAGGCUGGUGAGAUAGAUUUUCCAAUUAAAAAAAAGAGUAGUUUCAAAAAGAAACAUUUAAAAAGUGAAGUGUCUAGCUCUAAACCAGAUUUGAAUAGGCUUGUACAUGAUUAUGUUAUAAAGCAAAUAUUCACUGCAUCAAUCUUCUCAGAGUUGGGGAUAGGAGCGAAAGAACUGAAUGAGACACAGACAAACUCAUGGAGUCAAUUAGCCACAGCUUGGGAGAGUAUGUCUUCCAAUCGUCUUGUUCACUUUGAAGAAAACAAUAAUGAAAUAGAAUUUCUGCCAGCCAAAUCUGUUAUAAGUCAGAUAAUACAAGCAUUUCCUGUAGAUACUCUUUUAGAAUCAGGGAUAAUCAAAGUGAUAGAAUUAGAUAAGGAAUACCAAAAGAGUCUUUUGCUGGAUACAGACGUAGCUUUUGCUGAAGAAAAGCCAAAGUAUUCCACAGAGUAUUAUUCAGAAAUCAAAAGCAAAACAGAACAACCUCUUACAGAGCAGAAUAUACCCAUCAUUCACAAAGAUGCCACUUUUUCUUUUAAUAAAGUUGAAUUCAUAGACAAAGGCCAAAAUACAUCCCCACAAGAUUCAAAAUAUCAAUUAAAACCAGAUAAAAAAACAUGUGUGCCAAGUAAUGGUCAGAAGCUUGAUAGAGAAGAAAAUGAUCUAAGUUCUACUUUAGAAAAUUUAAGUAACUCAUUAAUGGAUAAACUUAAUGACUCUGAUAUAAUAAUGUUAAAAUCAUUUUUGAAAAACAUAUUUAAUGUUUUUUUCAAAUAUAGUCAGUCCAAAAACAGACAGACAGAAGAAGAAUUAGAAAGACUAAUCGAACAUCCCUUUCCAACUAAGAGAGAAGACCUUGAAGAAAUCAAAGAGAAUUUUGAUAAAGCAGACAAAUUAGACAGAAAACCUAUUUUGAGUCCAAAACUGCGUGUAUUUCUCGAAGAACUCUCGGAGUCAGAAAUAAAAAAUUUAAAAUCUGAAUUAAGUAAACAUAUCCAGCAUUACCUUGUCGAAAAGCUUUCAGAAUCAGGACAUAUCACCAAAGAGGACUUACCAAAAAUCUAUCAAAAUCUAUGUUUGAUGAAUGAGAAAGCAGAACCAAAGGGGCAAAAUGUAUUUCUGGAGAAAUAUUCAGAAACUGUAAAAGAAAUCAUGUCUUUUGUAAAUAACUUUAAUCAUUAUUUCAUAGACAAACAUUUAGAAAUAAAGCUAAAAUCUUUUUUAAAUGAAAUUCUCCAAAACUAUUUCCUAAAAAACCUUUCAGACAACAGUUUAUUUAGAGAGAGAGAAUCUGAACCUAUACAUUCAAACAUAUCUUCUCUAAGAGCUAAAAGUGCCUCAAUAUCUAUUUGCAAAUUAAGACAAGAUAUUUCAAGAGGGAGUUUUGGUAAUAGGCUUGAAAUAAACAUGAAAUAUCCUUUAAAUAAAUCUCUACAAAACUAUCUUAUAGUUUUAUCAGAAAAUGAACUCUUAGAUCUAAAACCUGAUUUAAGAAAACACCUCCAGGGCCUUUUUAUAGAAAACCUGUCAAAAUCAGGACAAAUCUCAGAAAGGCAAUUAGACGAGAUCAGCCAGCACAUAAAUACGAUUAAUUCUAGUGCCUUGCCAUUAAAAUGUAUAAAGCCAGAUUUGUCUUUAAGAGAUGAAAAUCGAUUUGUGGAGGAGUGUUCAGAAAAGCAAAAUAAAUAUUCAAAAAUUACUCAGAAAACCACUUUACAAAAGUUUCCUGAGGAUAGACUUGUAGAAAUAGAGUUGUCCAGGAAGGAAGAAAAGGAACCCAGCUCCUUACAGAGUUUUAAAGAGAGUUCACCAAUAAUGAAGGAACAGAAAAGACAUCCUACAGCAUCUAAAACACUGAGUUUAAUUAAGGUACAACCAUCCAACAAAAAUACCCAGGUGAUUCCAUUAAAUAAGUCAUCAGAAAGACUUAUGGAUAUAGUGCUUAAGAAACAAAGGAAAGAACAUGGUUUUAUGCAGCCUCCUCAAGCAGAAAAUUUUGAUUUUAAAACAGAGAUUCGAGAUCCACAUAGUUGGAGUGAUAAAUCAAAAAUAACUCAACCAAAUUCUUGCUUUGAAAAGACACUGAAAACAAAGUCCCUUGACAAAAAGGAACACAGUAACACUUAUAAAUUGAUAGUACAGGAAAAACCUGAAGCAAUACUGUCAUGGUAUCCAAGAAUUCCUAAUUGUAAGAUGUCAAAUGAAGAUGAGGAACCCAUAAACAAAUUCACUUUUCCUUCUAGACAAUAUAACACUUUAACUCGGCCUAAUUCAGAGGCUGGAGAGGAAUCAAAAUUAGAAGAACAGUAUCGUCAGAGAUUGAGAGGAAAUAAUAAUAAUAAUAAAAAACAACAUUUUUUAACAUUUUCACAUAACAGAGAGGAAAUAGAAACUCUUUAUAUAAAACCAAACGAACUUUGCUAUGAAAAAUGUGCCAAAGUCCCUGAAUUACAGUUUCUUAAAGUUUUUGUAGCUGAGAAAAACUCAAAACCAUCCCUCUUCCCAGAAGUAUUAAAAAGAGAAAAUCUAAAGCCCAAAGUCCGAAAAGAAAGAGACCAUGUCAACAAACAAAAAAAGACACUUAACAAGAUAGUUAGUACAUUACCAACCACACUGCCCACCACAAGAAUUCUAAGAAAAUCUGUUCCAAGGACAUUGCUUCAUUGGACUGCAAGAAGAACUAUACAUGAUUGUUCAGAUAGAUUUGAGGAUUUACAUGUGACUUCAUUUAAGCAUCUUGAAAAAGUGAAAUCAAGAGCAAGGCUAGGAAGGAGCCCAGAUGACAGCCAUAAUCACUUAAAAUGUACUACAAGACCAUAUACUGCUCCAGAGAUUAACAAACGAGGAGAAAGCUAUACUGGAAAAUUUACAUGUCCUCGAAUGGUUUCAGCAGGCUUAGUUCAUAUAAAUGAUCCAGUCUCAGAUUAUGAAAACCACAAAAUGCGACCAAAAAAAAAUUAAAAGAGAAUACUGGAAAAUGUUCGCUCAUUUGUGAUAUUAUCCAAAUGUUAAACAGUUCAGAAUGAUAU